Molecule: messenger RNA, 11712 nt
Organism: Patiria miniata (bat star)
Lineage: Eukaryota; Metazoa; Echinodermata; Asteroidea; Valvatida; Asterinidae
Exons: 4
Coding region: 377-11275 (3632 amino acids)
Biological process (GO): regulation of transcription by RNA polymerase II
Cellular component (GO): nucleus
Molecular function (GO): RNA polymerase II transcription regulatory region sequence-specific DNA binding; DNA-binding transcription factor activity, RNA polymerase II-specific
Source: RefSeq, a predicted model, not a curated record
AUGAUAAUCAGUGGAGCAGAAACAGGACCUUCAUCCGGGAAUGUAUUUAAAGGCCAUGGACUCAACCAUUGUGCAUGCGUGUACACUGAAUGCAUACGUGUACAAAACUGUAUUCACGGCGCCACACGCAUACAAAUACACCCAGCUCUAAGCUAUAAAUCGUGUGUGCAGUACAUAUGAGUUUGGUGUAUUGGCUUUAAUGGUAUCGGUGGACACGACGCGGUACGGCUACAUGAAGCGAUUUUUGACCCCAAGAAAAAGGCAUCAAAAUUCCUUGUUUGACGUCUGCUGCUUAAAGGGAUGUCCUGACUCGGUUAUCAUGAAGCUAGUCCUACUAUCAUAAGACAUAGGAGUUGGUUACAUUAUUGAGAACAGCAUGGAGUCGGAUAGCAGCAAGCUAACCCACCAAGACACAGCCCAAGAUGGGGCCACGGUAAGGAGCAUCUCAGAGAGGACUGCGGGAAGGAGAAACCAGGCAACAGAGAUUGCAUCAUCGUCAUCGUCUAUACAGCCAGAAGGCAAAGGGGGAAUCACUAAUUCACCUGCUGUGAUGAACCCAAGUGCAGUGCUCAUGCAACCUUCCCAAUGUGAUCAAGGCCUUCAGUCAGGCAGUGAAACUCUAAGAUUGGCCAGCUCUCCUCCAAGCGUGGACGCUGAACAGUUAACCGUAAGCAGAUCAUUUAGAGUUCCAGGUCCUGCAGCAGAAUCUGCCUGUAGUCCGGUUGGCAGCAUAGCAUUAAAUGCCUCCCGUCCGCUUGUGUUGAUAAAACAAGGGAGUCCAUCCGAAAAACUGUUUUUGUAUGCACAUGGAUCCACGGGGACCAACUUUCAAGGGAGCUUGCCCUUGAACUUGAAGAAGGUGGCUAUCAGUCAAAACGAUGCUAGCUGUGUGGAGAAAGUCACUAGUGUGACUGUAUCUUCCAACAAGGAAACCGUAGACGUGGGUGGAAAUGGCAAACCUCCUUCUAGCCUGAAUCCGCAGGACCCAAACUUGGAAGACACUGAGCUGGCAACUCUCCAAGGGAAAAGUCAGUCAAAGGAAGUUCCUGCAAGUCCACUCAUCAGCCUGCGAAGUGCAAAGAGCACAGACGAGUGCUUUUUGGGUCAGUUGGGACUGAAGAAAGUUGAAGAGUCUCUGCAAGCCAGCUCAAAAACCGAGGAUGCAGUAACGAAGGAGCAUGCAGGGAAAUAUCGUAGUGGGAGAGGAGUUGACCAACAAAGGGUUGGUGAGAAAGAUGGGUCAGGAGAUAGCAGAAUCUCCAAGGAAGAGUCUUUUAAGGAGCAUGAUGCACAAGUGAAAAGCUCUCCUGGACAAGUGCCUCAGCCCAAACUCCCACAAGCAAACCAACCUCCAAAGGCUGUUCCUGUUGCUGCUUCAAAGGUUCCCACAAUGGUGAUCAGUCACGUGGGUGAUAACAACAGCCUGGCAGAAGUUGACAUCUCUGGUUUGAGCAAUGUCCUGAGUAAAGAUGGUCAAGCCUCUAGUGUUCCCACUAGUAAUGCACCAACCGUUUUUGGGAAGAACACACCAAUAUACAUCAAGGUUAAACUGGAAGAGAAGGAUGUAACAGUAAUUUGCUGCCCAGUUGCUCUGCUACUGCAGCACAAGGAGAUCUUAGAUGUGACCCUCCAAGCUAACGAUCCAAAUGCCUACUCCAUAAAGUGUCGCAAGUGCUUGCACGAAGUCUCAGAACCAUAUGCCAUGCUGCAGCACCUUAAGGCACAGCACCAGAUUCAGGGGUGCCUACAGAAGCUACUGAAUCUGAACAGCCAGCACCUGGGUUGCAUGAGCAAGCCAGUUUGUGUGAACAUCCCUGGUGUGUUGACACUACCCGAUGGACUCUCCGACAUGGAGCAAGGUGUAAUUCGCUUCAACAGCUUGGGUAUACCAAGACUGAGCUUUGUCUGUCGGCUCUGCCCACUGAAUUUUCACUCUGCAAGAGGCCUCAGUUCCCACCAUCAGUACUUCAUUAGGUCCUUGUACAACAAAAGCCAGCACUCUGUUAACAACUCAAGGUGGUUCUGCAGGAUGUGUCCACGGCAGUUUCGUAACUUUUCAGACUAUUAUGCCCACCAUAAGUGGAUGCGCGUUGCCAAAGACUUGUUUGUCAACACAGACCAAGUAAGUAAGAAGAAGUUUCAAGUCAUGGAUGAGUCUGGAAAGGUAGUUGCCAGCGUGGAAGUUCCCAAGAGUCACAACUUGACCAUCAAGACUUGCCCAGCAGCAAAUUGUGACUCCAGUGAGAAUAUUGGCUGGGGACGUAAGCCAAGCCUUCUCGACGAUGGAUCUCCUCUGGGUAGAUUGGAUCCACUUGUCCCUGACAUGAAUGAACAUUCACUUGAUAACGAUGCUCAAAUUCUGGUGUUCAACACAGCAAUUCCUAUAUCAACAUCAGAGGGUACGAGCUACAAACAACAGACAGAAGCAGAAAAAGAGAAGAAGACAGCUCCUCCACUUUUUCAAACACUAGACAGCCUGUGUCGGAGGCUUGCCCAGCGAGUGGAUAGCUCAACCAGCUUAGACAAACUGAUCUCCGUAGGGGACAAGCAAGUGGACGAUGACCAUGAAUAUAUGUGUGGUAUAUGCCACAAGACCUUUCCAAGAUUACCUCAAAUGCAAGGCCACAUGGGCAGCCAUGUAAGGAAGCGUCGGACCAAUAAAAGUGUACCACCUGCCCUGGCAACAAUAGCCACUCCCCAAGCUGAACCACCGUCUGUUGAGCCACCCCCAGCACCGGAGCCUGUGGAUGUCGAGUACAAGUGUGGUGUCUGUCAUAAGACCUUCCCCAAGCUGGCCCAGAUGCAGAUCCACAGUGAAUGCCACAACAGGUCCCAUCCAGCCAACAAAAAACGCAUGAAAUCCCUUGACACUCCCUUCCUUGAGACCGUGAAGCUUAUGUCAUUCACCUGUGACAUGUGCCAGUGGAGCUUCCCAACAGAGACUAAGCUUUGGGACCACAGGAGGAUUCACAACCAGAAGAAAAUUGAUGAUGACGAGACCAAUAUGUUCUCAAAAGCUUCUGGGGAUGUACAGAGGAAGACCUUGUUUGUCUGUGCCUACUGCAAAAAGUCAUUUGCCAGACAAGUGAAUUUGUUGUUCCAUUUAAAGAAGCAUGGAACAGAACAGCUUCCACCAGGCUUAAAUCGUGUAUCAACUUGCUCCAGUCUGAGGGUUAAGGAAGAAGGAGAAGUCCAAAUGAUUGCUAGUCAUAAUCCAGAUUUGGAGUCUCGUUCUCAUGCUUGUUCUCUAUGUGGCAGCGCAUUUCACUCCCAAAGGCAGCUAAAAAGUCACAAAGCUUGGCAUGCUAAAGUCCAGAAGGGGUCAGAUGAGCCCCCAGUGUCCCUAAUGGAAACUGGCAGCACAUCAAAGAAUACAUAUAUUUGCAACACAUGCAACAAGAUUUGCAGCUCUUUUGGGGAACUACAUGAUCACACUAAGCAGCAUGCCACACCUCGGAGGUUACUGGUCAGAUAUUCUUUGGAUGAGUCGGAUGCUGUCAAGAAAAGGACCCUUGCUCAGAGAGCUUGCAAAGAGAAGAAAAACAAGGACGCUUCUGAUGCCGAUGCCCCUAGCAAUAAAAAGAAGGGACGGUCUACCAGACGUAAGACAGAAGGCUUGUUCAAGUUCUUUUGCAGAAACUGUCGCUCGUACUUCAAAUCGAGUCAGCAGUUUGCAAGACACAUGGCUGUGCAUUCCAACUUGGCCGGCUCCAACUCCAGGUCAUCCUCAGACAGCCCUUCGGACAGCGCCGGACAUUCUAAAAUCAGCGAAGAUCCAGCACAAAAACUGAAGGAAAUUGAAGUAAGUGGUGAUGAUUCAAGUGAUGAGACAGACGUGAGUCGGUCAACGUCACCAAAUGCAGCUGAUGACCAACCCUCGGUGAUCGAUAAAGCCAGCCCACAGACAGGUGAAAACCUUGCAGAAGAAGAGGUUGGUGAAGUAACCAAGAACUCUGAGGUUAACGAAGAUUCCAGUCUUGCAGUUGAGGACACAAGUCAGACUUUGAAGAAAAGUGUGACUGAUGAACAAUCCCCACAGGCCAGUGAUAAAUCAACUGAGGAAAAGUACAUAGAUCCUGUCGUUACCUCCACAGUUUGCAGAUAUGCAAGUGCUGAGAUGGAAAAUGCAGGGAAACAAAAUUCAUCUGAUGAGGAUUUCUCACAGACUUGUGAUGAAUCAGGUGAGAAACGGCUUGAAGCAGGCUGUGUGGACUCGAAAGAUGUCAAAGAGACAAGCCCAAUGCUGGUUGACACAAAUAAUGAUGCGAGUUUAAAUGAGACUAUGGAAGGAACCGGAGAGGGCAAACUGGCUAAAAACUCCUUGGUUCACCACGAUACAGUUUCCACUGUGGAGAACAUCGGCUACUCAGCAACGCUAAAGUCACCAGCAGAAAUUGUCUCUGAGGAUGAAAAAGAAAGAGCCCAAAGCAGAAGUCCAACAAUUCAAGUGAUGCCUUGUGAUAGUACAAAUGUUGUGAUGGUUGGAAUGUGUCAAGAAGCAAGACCAAGCACACCCAAUAAACAGCCAUCUGAGAAUUGUGGAGCACACUCUCUGGUUGAUGAUCAGUCCCUACAGAAGCACAUGGCUGAUUCCUCUACGCAGAGCACAGAUUGUGACAAUUCUCUUGCAGUGAUUGAGAAUAACGACCAAGGUGCUACACCAAUUUCAAUUACAGAAAGUGAAGCAAGUCCUACAGUGAAUGAAGAGCAUGAGGAAUCAGUGCAGAAGGAAAGCACUCGCGUGACUGUCCAAACAGCUAUUACUGAUGAUUUGAGUAUAGCAGUGGAAGAGACCACGCCUGAAGACGGUUCGAGUCUGACAGAUGCUUACUCCUGCAAGAGUUCAUCAAGCGAUAACAAAAACUUGGAAACAAGUCAAGUUCUGACAAAGAAACAACAAGAUGAUCAACUUCCUGAUCCUCAAAAGCGUGAGAAAGAUUCUUGCGCUAAAAUGGAAACUGGAAGUCAGGAAAGUAUAGUUGAUGAACCACUGUUUUUAAUGGUUACUGACAGUCUGCAGACCACACCUCCGACACUAGAUGCGUCAUCCCCAGUGAUCUGUAACGUGCAGCUGAGUGAGAAGUCUGGUACAGUAAUGGACACUGGAAGUCAGAAAACCAGACCAAGUCUGCAUGAGGCACCAUUGUUAGUGAGCAGGGUCAAACUCCCAGACGAAGAUUCCUUUGCUAUGGUUGUCGCUGAAAGUCAAGAAACCAGACCAAUUAUAUCUGACGCACCACCCUUGGUGAUCAGUAAUGCAGAUCCAGAUGAGGAUUCCACUGCUGCGAUGGAUACAGAAAGUCAGGGAAGUAGACAAAGUAUACAUGAUGCGCCUCCCGUAUUGAGCUGUGAGGUGCAUCCACAUAUCAGCAAUGAAUCUACCCUAAGGGAGGGUAAUGACCCAGGUGCAAAUCCUGCACACGGUAGCAGUUCCAGUCUGAUGCUAGAGGAUACAAGAAUGCCCACAAUACAUAAAACAACUGAGCUUCCUUACUCAGCGGGUGAGACAAGCUGGCUAGAAACUUCCUCAGUACAGAAACAGGAUGUUAAACUGCUUGAAGACUCUGCAGAUGGUGACAAUGUGCAGAGCUGCAAGGCACCGGAUAGUGACUUUUCUGAGCCACACUCUGCAGUAAUUAAUGACUCAGUUCAAGAGGACAGCAGUCAAGGCUCAAAACUGUGCACCUUGGAGACAAAGUCCCAAGAGAAGGAGAUAGGACAAUCAAAAACAUUGGACAAACCCGAACAGCAACAGGAUGAUGAAAUAAAAGUAAAGCUGCAGUUAGCCAGUGACGAUGAGAAUACAACUAACCAAGUUCCGGCAUUAGGUCAGGCGGCUGAACCUGUGGCUGUUGAUGAUUCAGAUUCAGUUGCAGUGGACUCAAGUGAGGAAACAAAACCACUCACGUGUGAGAUCAAGCUCUUAAAGAGUUGUGAGGUACCCACAGUGAAGGAAGACAGCAAAUCUACCGAUUAUUCUACAGCUUAUGAUGCUUCAGUUGGUGGUGUUGUCGGAAUGAAUGCAUCUCAGGAGGCAAAAACAAGUUCAUCUGAUGCAGUUUUUGCAGAGAAUAAGACGGGACAAUCACACACCAGUGAACUCCCAGCACAGAAGGAGUCUGAUAAGCUUACCAGGGAUGUCACAGUUACUGUUAAUUCGGAUGUGUCACAAGAGGCAGAUCAGAGCAACGCAUCACCGCAGGAGACUCUUGGGGGCCUUCCGCAAACAAACGAUGCAUCAAUAGACGAGCCAAAAGAUGCUGAGCUGACUAAAGACAUUGCAGAUUGUGAUGAUUUUGCUGUACUUCAGAAAGCGAGUCCGGCAACAAGACCAAGUAUCUUUGAAGCAAUGACCCAGAAUAUUACCAAACCAAGUGAAGUACCUAUGCAGGUGUCUGAUGGGGGGAUCUCCACCCCUUCCAGAGUAGGUGAUGAGUCAAGCUCCGUGUUGGAAGAUACUGGCAGGGAAGCAGGACCAACUGAAUCGCCAUAUGAAGAGGGUGAAAAAUGGGGCUUCCCUAGAAAUAUGCCACGAUUCGCCUGUGACAUCUGUAACAAGUCGUUUCCCAAGAAAGCCCAACUCCGUGGUCACAUGGUAAAUCACAGAAGAUAUGGGGCAGGACCUAAGAGCAGUCAAGACAACUCAGACAGCACUGUGGAGGCUUCUGCAGAUGAACCAGUGGAAUUUACAGUACUGAAAGAUGCAGAACAUGACACGGGUAACUCAUCCAGCAGCUUGCCGAUGAAGGGAGAUGAGUUACAAGAGAAGAGUGCCCACGAUCUCCCAGCAAACUCCACAGAUUCUGUUGAUCCAGUAGCAGAAGUGAUCAGUGUGAAUCAGCAAGUGAGACAGAGUAUCUGUGAUGCCCAAAUGGCACCAAAUCUCCAAAGUGGUGCCUCUCUUUCUCAAAUCAAAGAAAAACCUUCACAACAACUUGAUCCAGACUCAGAGAUUGGUGACCAAUCAACGGCAGUCUCGGGCAGUGCUGGUGAGGAGGUGAGAAAGGCAGCAUCUGAUGCAGAUACUGACAAACUAUCACAGGACAAGGCAAUCACUUUGCGCUCUACAACUCGCAAAAGUGAAGUGGAUGCAAGUUCAGAGGCACAUCCAACUGAUCUAAGUCAAAACCAUCAGACCCUAGCACAUUCCAAGAGGAAUGAUGGAGAAAAGAAGCCUUUAAGUUGUCCCCAUUGUGAGAAAACCUACACCCGUAUUAACCAGCUCAAUGCCCACAAAAGAAUCCACAUGAGAGGAAGUAAGUUGUACAAGGACAACAACGGCAGUACAGAUGGUGCAAAAGGCAAAGGUCGUAAAGUUCACAAGUGUCCCAUCUGCCAUGCAUUAUUUUACAAUUACAAGAAGUUUUGUGGCCACAGAGGCGCGCACAUUGCGCACAAGACAACACAGUUCAGGAAAUACAACAUGGCAUCACAGGAGAGCAACUGCAAGGAGUCAUCACAGAGUAAACCGAAGGUCUUGGAACCAAAAGUAACAGAUUCCACCUCUGCAGGAGGCUCCAAAAAACUUGCUGGGAAGUUUACUUGCAAAUUCUGUCCUGAAACAUUCCAGAAUGUCGCGCAGUUGAGAAAUCAUAUCUUGGUCACCCAUCCAAUGACCAAGGGCAAGCCUUUCCUUCUGAAGCCAUUCACAUGCGAGCUCUGUGGCAAGUCCUUCACUAAGUCCAAACAGCGACAACUCCACAUGAAGCUUCAUGGCAAAAGGCGCCGCCGCCGAUUUAAGAGGACCAUGUCACUGCAAGACAGUGACCAUUCCUAUUAUAAAAAGCUCCCAGCACAACGUGGGAAUACAUCUGCUGAGGGCGUAGAAACUCAGAAACCCAAGGUGGAAAGAGAAGAGAGAAAAAUCAGCGAAGAAGAAAAAGCAAUCCCAGAUGUUGAAGCUCCCAAAGAGAAAGUCUUCAAGUGUCGGGUGUGUGACAGAUCCUUCAAAAAUCAAUAUCAGGUGGCUGGACACAUGAGUAUUCACAAAAGGUAUCCCUGCCAAUUUUGUCCAGCCUCUUUCACUCUUGCUAGACAGCUGUGUGGUCAUCUCAAGGUCCAUGGAGGCUCGCGAAAGAAAGUCAUGGAAGAAAGCCCGUCCUUGGAUGGUGAAAACCACAGUAGUGGUUUUAAAGCUUCCCAAAGUUCUCUUCUGUACAUGGCGUCCCAACGAAAGACCCAAUUCACGUCCAGCAGUCAAAGCAAUGCGCUUCUUAAGAGGGUUAUCAAGGUCUUUCUAACCGGCCCUAAGUCCAAAAAGAGACGUCUCAAAGGGAAAGCUGGUAAAUGGUUGCAACCAAAAGGCAGCCUCAAGCGCGCCCUAAUGAAACAUCAACAAGCUCAAAUGCAGAACAUAAUUGGGAUUUUACGGAAGUCAAUAAUCUUGGAGAUUGAUGCUGAUUCACACAGACUUGUCUAUGAGUGUAAGGGAUGUCAGAAGAUUGCCUACUGCCACAAAAACAUCCUUCGUCAUUACCUUGAAAAACAUUUGCAGUCAACUAUUGGAAUGGAGGAUGUGCCGCAAGUAGCCAGCACUAGGAGGGAAGAUGCAAUGCCUGCUCCCAACCCACGCUUUCGGAACAAGUCCAAAAUUGGAUGCCCUAUUUGUAAAGUUUCAUCUGGCUUCCAGUGUCAUCUGCACAAUGAAGAUGAACUCAUCGCCAUCGAUGCGUUUCUGAGACAUGAUGAUGACCAGGAGGUUUUGGCAUGCGACAGUGGUGAUGAGAGCUUCUCAAGACACAGUAAGCUGGUCCAGCACCGUCAGGACCAUGCCAAGAGGCAACCAGGUGAGCCAUUCCGCUGCUCUCAGUGUCCAUUUCAGGCCAAAUGUAUCCAAUCUCUGAUGGACCAUCAGCAGUUUCACUCAGAGAAGAGGGAGGAGAAACUACCCAAGGAGGCACCAGAUGGCGAGAAGUUGAUCAGCUGCCCGCAUUGCUCCUUCAAAGUGAAGAACGUGUUUGGUCUUGCUGCUCAUUCAAGGGUUCACAAAGGGGAGGUACGAGAAAGCGAGAAGUCGAUCAGCUGCCCAGAUUGCUCAUUCAAAGUGAAGAACGUGUUUGGUCUUGCUGCUCAUUCAAGGGUUCACAAAGACAAGGGACAAAAGAGAGCACUAGAAGAUGAAAGACAGAGUCCCGCACCAAGCUCAUCACCCAGUCCCGCACCAAGUCUUGAAGUCUCUCCUGAAAACACCCAGGCUUCAUCUGAUGGUACAAAACACAGAAAGAAUGCCUAUAACUGUUUUGCCUGCCCUAGGUACUUCUACACAGUAAAGGCUUACCAAAACCACAUGAAAUGUCAUGAACAGUAUUUCCAGUUUAAGUGCUCUGUGUGUUCCAGUUCCUUCUUGUCUCUCAGGAUGUUGGAUGACCACAUCAAGUCUGCCCACUCUGUCAAACUGCCUUACACCUGCAAUGAGUGCUCAUUCUCUUCACAGUCCUUUGAGGCCAUACAGAGCCAUAUUCAUGUGCAUUCUGAGGCUAAAGAGAAGAAGGAACGGCAGGCAAAUUGGUCAGCGUACUUGAAGGCAGUUUUGCAGAGAAAAGUACCUGAGUCAACAUCUGUCUCUCUUGAUGAAAGGCUAACAGAACAUACAACUCAUCCUUCAAAUGUUUUAAAUUAUGAUCCACAAGCACAGUCUCAACACCAGUUGGAGAGAUCGUGGAUUGCAUCAAACCUGCAUCCAGAGCGGGUUAAAAACCAUACUGCUACAUAUUCAGAACAUGAAGAUCCCACUAUGAGGAAAGCCAAACCUAAAUUUGUCAUGGAUAUUGAGACUCUCUCAGUGGAUAAGCAAGCAGAGGACAAUCCUCACCAACAGUCAGAUUCUCCUGAUGAGUACUUUGCUUGUUCACAGUGUAAGGACUUCCGGGCCUCCACUAAAGGAGAGUGGGAUAGCCACAUUGCCAUUGUUCACAAUGGUGGCUCGGGGCCUAAAAAGCUCAGGUGCUCGAUGUGCCAGUACACCACCAUUAACCAGGAACGCCUGGAGCAACACAGGAGGCUUCAUCGCCACCAGACCUUGCAGUGCAACUCCUGCACGUACCGCACGCCCAUGAGGCAUCUCAUGAUCCGUCACGUACAGACAGUGCACAGGCAGCACAGGCCCUUCCAAUGCAAGCUGUGCACAUAUGCCACAGCCUACCGACAUCACCUCCGGCGGCAUGCAGAGAAGCACAAGAACCCUAACUUCAGGUGCCGGUACCGCAAGCUGAUGAAGAAGGGGGACUGGCAAACUGCGGAAGCCAGCAACCGUGUCAUCUGCAAGAUCUGUGGAAGGGAGUUGCAAAACAAGAAGACCCUCCGCAGCCACUGCAUCAAGGUUCACAACAGAAUACCUGGUGGCAAGAAUCAACAAUAUGUCCAGGAUGAUUUCAGCAGUGGCGAGAUAAAGCCUGGGACAAGAUAUCAGCCAUCUUACUCCAUUAUUGUGGAGGAUGUUGCACCAGCACAGAUUGAGAAGAUGUACGAAUGCUCAGUCUGCUCAUUUAAGUUCAAGCGUCGCAGCGAUCUGAACCAGCACGUGGCGCAGGGUCACGUCGAGGCGCAGGCCAGCCUGCCAUGCCAGUGUCCCCAGUGUGGGUUGGUGACGGGCAGCGGUCAGCUGCAGCACCACAUGCUGGUACAUCAGGAGGAGAACCUUUUCCAGUGCGAGGAGGAAGGCUGCGACUUCAAGACGGCCCAAGCAGUUCACCUACAGCGCCACCAGAACAAGCAUGCUGCUGAGCGUGAUGUUCUGAUCACCUGCCGUUACUGUCAUGUCAAGUUCCCAGAUGCUAGCAGUCUCCAGAUACACAACGUCCAGGUCCACAGUGAGCGGACCAACACCAUAGGCACUCGGACCCCCUUCCUGUGCUCCCUCUGCCCCUUCACCAGCACUAACGAGAAAGAUGCCAACCGCCACUUCAAACUGCACAACUACAACCUGGCCUUUAAGUGCGAGUACUGCGUCUUCUCAUCCUCCACGGCCUCUGCCAUCGCCACCCACCAAAAGAUUCACCGGUACCCUCGACGCAACCCCUCCACGACAUUGGUGUCGAAGAAGGCCUCCCAGCAACAACGCCAACGAAUUACAUCCAGCACCUCGGUGAAAUCGGGAGACAAUCAGAACAGUCCUGUUGUAGGCAUCAUCCCAGAAAGGCCACGCCCCAAGCAUGUCUUUGUCAGCAACAAGGGAAAGAAGCUGUACGAGUGCCGGUAUUGUCAGAGGUUCUUUGAUGUUGCUGAGGCGUGGCAGCGGCAUGAACUCCGACACAUGACAGAGUGGCCUCAGUAUUAACCAAGACCUUCAUAAAGGUACAAGAGGAAAGACAAUUCAAAGUUCAAUAAGCUUGCAGUAGUUUAUGAGAUAGGGAUGAUGGGGAAAAAAGUAUCCCUCCCCUUUAGUUGAAUGAAAUUUUACAAAAUUUGAACAAAUAUCACUGAUUUUGGUGAACCAAUCCGAACCUACGCAUCUUGGUAAUUGCUUGUUGCAAAGUCAAAGGUGCAAAUUCUGCCUCCUACUUUCAAUGAUUAUAGAAUUUUUAUACAAGGAGAUAACAUGUGCAUGUUCUCAACAGAAACAAAUAAUGCUCUCGAUUUUUCCUUGUCGGCAUUACUUUCACCUACCUCGUUCCUUUUCCUUUAUAUGGGAAUGCCUUUGCGUGUUCCACAUACAUUUGUCUGAAUUUCACCACAAACUUUUAAUGCAAAAGCCAAGCCGACAAAAUUUGCCCC